Triplophysa rosa is the source of this 2697-nucleotide messenger RNA. RefSeq names its product GTPase IMAP family member 8-like. Gene Ontology annotation, molecular function: GTP binding. The coding region runs from base 356 to 1999 and encodes 547 amino acids. The transcript is spliced from 4 exons. The record is from RefSeq and is a predicted model, not a curated record. Lineage: Eukaryota; Metazoa; Chordata; Actinopteri; Cypriniformes; Nemacheilidae.
GGUGUGGUAAAAUGUGAGUGUAUUAUAACUUGUUCAAGUCAACCGGACUUUUAUUUUGACGGGACGCCGCAAAGAGCGUUUGUUUAAGUUAACCGGACUUUUAUUUUGACGGAUCGCUGCAAAUGGUGUUUGUUAUGUGUUCGUGUCCUCGUGCAGUGAAACGCUGGCUCUGAAAGCUCCACAAGCACAAUGCGUUCAGCAAAUUCUGUUUUAUGCCUGGAUUCCUCGAUUCCGUCCGCAUUGCGGAAAUCAUAGGGCUCUAUGUGUGUCACGUGAGGUAUCGGUCUUUGGUAUCGGUGUGGCAUUACGAGAGCUUUGUAGCAGGCCGAUACCCGAUACUGGCUCCACACUGAGAAUGGAGAAGAUUGUGGAAGAAAAUGUUCCUGUUAAUUUAGUGUUACUGGGGAAAACAGGAGCUGGUAAGAGUGCAACUGGAAACACAAUACUGGGACGACCAGCUUUCACAUCAAAGAAAAGCUCCAACACCAUCACACAAGAUGUCACUGUGGAGUCUGGAACUGUGUGUGGAGUCCAGGUCAAGGUUUAUGACACACCAGGAUUCUGUGACACACAGAUGAGAGAACAGGAGAUUCAGGAGAAAUUUCAGAAUGUUCUGCAGGAAUGUGAAUCUAAACCCUGUGUGUUUCUGCUGGUCAUGAGAGCAGACAGAUUCACCGCUGAAGAACAAAACACUGUGAAGAAGAUCGAGAAACUCCUGGGACAACAGCGAAUACAAAAGACCUGGAUUCUCUUCACCAGAGGAGACGAGUUAGAAGAUGAAAACAUGACAAUAGAGGAUUUCAUUAAUGACACUGAACCCUGGAAGAAACUGAUUCAGAAAUAUGAGGGAAGAUACCAUGUGUUCAACAACAAGAAUAACACAUCUGACCAAGUGAACAUGCUGCUGGAAAAAGUUUCUAAACAGUUUAAAGAAAUGGUGUCAGGAGGAGUGAAAAAACUGAAAGAGAUUCCAGGAAAGAUGAAUGAAAGUCUCCCACACAGAAGAGUUGUGCUUCUGGGUAAAACUGGUGUAGGAAAGAGUGCAGCUGGAAACAUUUUACUGAGAAAGAAGGCUUUUAAAUCUGAACUGAAUACAAACUCUGUAACCACUGAAUGCUCUGUGAGACGUGCUGAUGUUGAGGACUGGAACGUGUCUGUAGUUGAUACUCCUGGAUUCUUUGACACACAGAUGGAUGUUGAGAAGUUAAUAGCAGAGAUAGACAGAAGUAUUCUUGUUUCCAGUCCUGGACCUCACGCUUUUCUCAUUGUGUUUCCUGUGAAUAAGAGGUUCACUGAGCAGGAACAAGAGAUUCUUCAGAUGAUUGAGAUGCUGUUUGGAGAAGAUGUGUUAAAACACUCCAUCAUCCUCUUCACACAAAGAGAUCAGUUAAAGGGAGGGUCGAUAGAGAAACUCAUUGAAGGGAAUUCUGCUUUGAGAGAUCUAGUUAAACAGUGUGGAGGCAGAUAUCACGUCUUUAACAAUGAAGACAAGAGCAACAGAGAUCAGGUCAGUGGUCUACUGCAGAAGAUUGACACGAUGAUCCAGAAGAACGGAGGAGGACACUACACAUGUGAGAUGUUUCAGGAGGCACUGAGACUAAAACAAGAGAGACAGAGAGAAGAAGAAGAGAUGCAGAGAGAGACGGAUGAACAGAAGAAGAAAGAAAGACAAGAAGAGAUUGAGAGAGAGAGAAGAAGGAUGAUGGAGGAAUAUGAGUUAAAGUUAGCUGAACUUAAGGCAGAGCUAGGACAGAAGGGGGAGAGUAAAGGAAAACUGUUUUUCCAGUGGGUUAAAAACAAUUGGACAACAAUACUUGCAGUUACUAUAUGUGGAGCUGGAGCUGGAAUUGGAGCUGGAAUUGGAGCUUUUGUUGGAGGUGAAGAUAUAGUGGGAGCUGGAGUUGAAGCUUUAGCUGGAGCUGGAGUUGGAGUUGAAGCUUUUGUUGGAGGUAAAGAUAUAGUGGGAGUUGGAGUUGGAGCUUUAGCUAGAUUGCUGUAAAUCUGAAAACGUUGAAUCAAAUGCAAGGAGAAAUUGUUUUAUACACUGUAAGUUGUUCCUGCCUUAAAAUAAAAAGAUCAAGAAGUCAUUUCAACUUAACUUUUAAAACUUGAUUCGUUGCUUUGACAUUAAGUUACUUUUUUAAUUAUAUUGAUGAGUUACAGUAAUUUAAAACAUAUGUUGCUGUCAUGUAUUGAUCACAUCAUUUACAGUUUUGAUUAUCAGGAUCUUUUUUCCACAUGAUUUAAAUAGAGAUAUUUUAUAAAACUUUCCUGUAGCUCAGUGGUAAGCGCAUUGCGUUGACAACACAAGGUUGUGGGUUUGAUCCCAGGGAUUGCACAUGCCUAUGUAUAAAUGUAUAGGAUAAAGCAAUGUAAGUCGCUUUGGAUAAAAGCGUCUGCCAAAUGAAUAAAUGUAAAUGUAAAACGUCAGUAGUUUAAACCUGUAUACUUUCACAACCUAUUAACUAUUAACAACCUAUUAUUGUAACUUUAAAUGUAUGUUUUAAUGUGGACUACACAGGGUACAAAUACUUCACGAAGAUCAACAGCACUGACUGUGACGUAAGAACCCGUAAUGAGAGCUAAAAAUAUCUUUACUUCACUGUAUUUCACAACACACUUGUGUAGCAAAGUGUGUAGGAACCGUUUAUGACUGACUUCUGUAUUCUGCUGAAUCAAUAAAAGCAUUUAAACAUA